Molecule: messenger RNA, 462 nt
Organism: Fusarium pseudograminearum CS3096
Lineage: Eukaryota; Fungi; Ascomycota; Sordariomycetes; Hypocreales; Nectriaceae
Exons: 2
Coding region: 1-462 (153 amino acids)
Source: RefSeq, a predicted model, not a curated record
AUGACUUCCUUAGCUCAAUCAUCAAAGCAGUCAGGUUUCCCACCGUCCGCACCGCUGUCGCCAUCCCUCGUAACCGCUACUAAGAUUCUCUCAAUCGUUCGGAUCGCUACGGGCGGAGCCUGUCUUUUCGCACCACAGCUCACAUGUUCGCUGCAUGGUUAUUAUGUGCCCGCUCCAUACGCGCUGCUGGUGCGUAUGAUGGGUGCCCGUGAAGCUAUAAACGGAGCCCUUUUGUUUACUGCACCAGAUGGGAAGGAGAGUGAUGGAGGGAACAGAAAUAUUAGGAGAGCCCUGUGGGUUGGAAUCCUGGCGGAUUCAAUGGAUAUCUGCAGUGUACUCUACGGAUUUGCUAUGGGAGAGGUUGGGACGUCCACGGCCGGGAUCUUAGGCACAGCUGCCGCAGGAGCAAUCACCAUGGCCGCAUUAAUGCUCCGAGCAUUACGACCUAGCAUAGGUCUAUAA